Messenger RNA from Brenthis ino (lesser marbled fritillary), 471 nucleotides. NCBI's taxonomy places the organism in Eukaryota, Metazoa, Arthropoda, Insecta, Lepidoptera, Nymphalidae. The record is from the annotation of a GenBank genome assembly.
AUGCUUCAGUUUCACGCCAAGCACGACGCUUCCGCUUUCCGUCUUCACAUGUGUGUUGCAUGGGAUGCUUCGUCAGCACGUGUAGAAGAAGCUAUUAAUCCUAGCACAACAAUAUUUGUCACUAAAUUGACGACCAAAAUGAUGCAAAAUCUCCACUCAGGUUCGAGACGUCCAAGUCUAAGUUCGGUGCAGAGUAGCUCGUCGUCGAUUCGGAGUUACAGCGCGAAGAGGUGGGAGAGAGAAAGAGAGCAGAAAGAAAGGAGACAGAUGAGCAUGCGUCUCGCUCAGUUGCACGAUAAAAUGGCGGCGGGCCGAGACUUACCGAAGCAUGCACCGACGCCGUCUCCACGCUCACCGAACAACUCCACCGAUGGGCUACUGCCGGCUGUUUGUGAAAUUAGAGAAUUGGUAACUAACUCGGACCAGCAGUUACAAGGUGUGGACGGACCGUGUUCCAGCUCCUCACUUUAC